CACAUUAUCUCUUUCCUUCCCUUGCAUGCGUGCUAGUGAUCAGAGAGACAUACACAGAGACAGAGAGAGAAAGAUCCUGAUCUCGUCCUCAAACAAGGUCAUGAUCACGAUCUUCCUCCAUCUUGCCACAUUCUGAGCUAUACCCACUUUUUUCCCUUUUGUUAAUAUUAAUAAUCUUCAGCAGCACUAAAAAUUGCAGAAAGUUGAUUGUUUUCAUUCAUUCAUUCAUGGCUUCUCGCUCAUUCUCGCAUUUUGUUGAAGAAGAGAUGGGCAGGUUCCCACACUUUGUGAUCUACGUGCUGCUUGAAUGGGUGCUGAUAUUCAUUCUCUUCCUUGAUGGGUUUCUUGCAUUUGUGGCCAACGAAUUCGCGAGGUUCUUUGAAUUGCAAAUCCCUUGUUGGCUAUGCACAAGGUUGGAUCAUGUACUUGUUCACAGAAACCCUGAUUUCUAUUACAAUGAGUCUGUCUGUGAGGCUCACAAGAAAGACAUGUCAUCUUUGGCAUUUUGCCACAACCACAAGAAGCUCUCUGACAUAAGGAAAAUGUGUGAAAAUUGCUUGCUUUCGUUCGCGACGGAGAAGGAAUCGGAUUGCGGAACCUACAAGUCCCUUGUGGGGAUUUUGCAUAAGGAUCUUGAUUGCUUUGUUGAGGAUGGACAACCAAUGCAGCUGAGUUUGAAGGAUGAUGAUGGGGUGAUGAUGCAGGCUGAUAGGAGCAGCACUCAGAGGUGUUCUUGCUGUGGAGAGCCAUUGAAGGUCAAGUCUUCUUAUGGAAAAGUGAAGCACUCAGGAUCGUUUAUUGCGCGGGCUCCGACUCCAUCACCGCGAGCUUUUCCUUCAAAAACUGAGGAAACUAAUGCUCUCGAUACGCCUCGCAUCAGGUACUCAGAGCUCAAGUUCAUGUCAGAUGAUUCAGAGCUUCAAGAGGAUGAGGGUGGCUUCAAUGUCAAUAGUCAGAAUGUCAAAUUGAGGGAAGACACCAAACCUCUAUUGGCAGAAGGGGAUGAUUUAAACGAUGAGUCCAACAAACUGACCCCAACUUUCUCAAGGGGCAACAAGUUCUUUGGAAUCCCACUCACAGAUUCAGCAAACAACAGCCCCAGAUGGUCUUUCAAGACAAACAGGAAAUCACCCCUAGAGAAAACAGAAUUUGCCUCUGACUCAAAUGAGAUAACUGUUCAAAAUGACUUUGAUGAUGCGAUUGUCAACAAUUUGAAGAGGCAAGUUCGUUUGGACCGCAAAUCGCUCAUGGAAUUGUACAUGGAGCUGGAUGAAGAGAGAAGUGCUUCAGCUGUUGCCGCUAACAACGCAAUGGCCAUGAUCACGCGGUUGCAGGCGGAGAAAGCAGCGGUGCAGAUGGAAGCUUUGCAGUACCAGAGAAUGAUGGAGGAGCAGGCAGAGUAUGAUGAAGAAGCCCUGCAAGCAAGUAAUGACAUGCUUAUCAAAAGAGAGGAAGAGAUCAAAGUUUUGGAAGCUGCAUUGGAUAUUUAUAGAAACAAAUAUGGGUCCUUAGCAGAAGAAGAUGUUUUAAAGGAAGUUCACUCAUCUCAUAGUGGUACCGGCUCUCUAAAUGAAGGAGAUGAUAAUAACGGAGAGAAAGGCCUGAAUUCUAAUCAAGCAGUGUCAGAAAAUGGAGGGGUAAGGUACAUUGAGCAAGUCAAAGAUUUUAAAGCGGAGAAAACAUACAUUCUUGGCCGCAUGAAGAAGAUAGAAAAUAGAACACCCUUUGCAGAAAAUGGAAUUUAUCCCUUACAAUCUAGCUCUGACACCGAGAGUGUUAGUACUAUAGACAAUGAGACAGGAAAAGGAAUUGAAGGUUAGCUUGUAGUGCUGUGACAUGAAGAUAAUUGAAUUUCAUGUGGCUGUGAUCAUAAAGAACAUAGCUUUUUGUGGGGAGAUUGUGAGUGUUUUGCCAUGGGGCAGCUCAAGUGUUGGAAGCAUGGAUGACUUUCUUCUGCCUGUGUAGAAUAUAUAAAUGUAGAGGUCAACGACUUGAAAUCUCAAAUCAUGUCCUUUAAUAGGAUUUGAAUGAAUGCCCCCAAUUUCUGAGAUUGUCUAACUUUCACUAGGAUCGUUUGGACAAACUUUGUCUAGGAUUUUGUUGUUUAUACUAUUGUCAAAAGUUCCAAUUUUCUUAUUAGUUUGUACUUCUUUCUUGCAAUGAAGAAAUACAUAUUAUA
This is a messenger RNA of Lotus japonicus, 2179 nucleotides long. Its product is annotated as probable myosin-binding protein 5. The transcript has 3 exons. Gene Ontology annotation, molecular function: myosin binding. The record is from RefSeq and is a predicted model, not a curated record. NCBI's taxonomy places the organism in Eukaryota, Viridiplantae, Streptophyta, Magnoliopsida, Fabales, Fabaceae. The coding region runs from base 228 to 1820 and encodes 530 amino acids.